Nerophis ophidion (straightnose pipefish) is the source of this 2781-nucleotide messenger RNA. RefSeq names its product cadherin 13, H-cadherin (heart) (gene cdh13). Gene Ontology annotation, cellular component: adherens junction; plasma membrane; catenin complex. The record is from RefSeq and is a predicted model, not a curated record. NCBI's taxonomy places the organism in Eukaryota, Metazoa, Chordata, Actinopteri, Syngnathiformes, Syngnathidae. Gene Ontology annotation, biological process: homophilic cell-cell adhesion; multicellular organism development; calcium-dependent cell-cell adhesion. The coding region runs from base 208 to 2352 and encodes 714 amino acids. The transcript has 15 exons. Gene Ontology annotation, molecular function: calcium ion binding; cadherin binding.
UGUUGCCAGAACUAUUCCGCGCUGUGCCGGGUCUCAGUGCAGCUGCAGCCGGGUGUCCAAGUUCCACUCACGGCGAGAACCGAGUCGCGUCUCCCUUCUAACGUCCAUCCUCCCCCGAACCGUGGAAUUAUGAGCAGAGCGGAGUCAGCCUCCAUCGUCCUGUCCUGAGCUGCUUCUUUUCACCCUCACACAUUCCCAGCGAAGACGAUGGAGACCGGAGUCCGCAUCUUCUUGCUUUUGCUCAUCCAGCAGACCGCCGAUGUAGGUUGUCGACAGGAAGGACACCACGAGGGCUGUGUGCCCGGCUUCCAGGUCAAACAAUACCAGGUGGCAUAUAGGAGAACUUUCCAGAAAGGCCUGCCACUCCUACAAGUCGAAUUUGACGACUGUGCGGGGAAUGAAGACGUGGCUUUCGAGGUGUCCGUUCCCGGCUUCCGGGUCGAUAAGGAUUUGAAUUUGGUUCCCUGGCGAGACGUCACCUCUAGCAGGCGUGUCAUGUUCAUCCACGGGCUGGGUGCACGUGCAGACGACAUGGCACAGGUGCACAUCACCGGACUACCGCUGGAGUCGCCGCAUGUUCUCAAGGAGACUGCGGGUCUGCCACACAGAUUGAAGAGAUCCCUGCUGGUUCCUCCUAUGAUUGUCACAGAGAACCAGCGAGCUCCAUUCCCAAGGAUCAUUGGCAGGUCUCAUGUAAUUUCAACAGAGAAGUCUUGGGACCAUAUUUUCCGACUGACAGGCCAUGGAGCUGACCAGGAUCCUAGGGGUCUCUUCACCAUUGACAUCGACACAGGAGACGUGUCAGUCACCCGCUCACUGGACCGGGAGGUCAUCGAUUCCUACCAGCUGGAAGUGUCAACCACGGACUUGAAUGGAAAUCUUGUCGAGGGACCAGUUAUACUGGUGAUCACGGUCAUCGACCAGAAUGACAACCGACCCAUUUUCAGAGAGACACGCUACACAGGAGAAGUGCUGGAGGGGUCUCCUUCAGGAACCACAGUGAUGACAAUGAUGGCGUUCGAUGCAGACGACCCCGCCACGGAUAACGCAGCUCUGCGUUACAACAUCCUCCGACAGUCGCCGGACAAACCCUCGCCGAACAUGUUCUACAUCGAUGCAGAGAGAGGCGACAUUGUCACUGUCAUCUCCCCGACUCUACUCGACAGAGAGACGCUGCCAACCACCACGUAUGAGCUAGAAAUUGUGGCCAAGGACAUGGCGGGAAGUGAAGUGGGCCUGACAGGGACCGCCACUGCCACCAUUACCAUCACAGACAAGAACGACCAUGCUCCUGAGUUCACACACCCCCUGUUUGAAGCCUACGUAUAUGAGGGCUCGACUGGUGUGGUGGUUAACCUGACAGUAGAUGACAGAGAUGACCCCGCCACGGGGGCAUGGCGAGCCCUCUACUCCAUAAUCAACGGAGAUCCCACACGCAGCUUUGAGAUCCAAACCAACCCAGACAAUAAUGAGGGAAUGCUGUCCGUUAUCAAGGGUCUGGACUAUGAAGGCACUGCAUUCCACAAGAUCUUCAUCAAAGUGGAAAAUGAGGACCCUCUGGUUCCCGAUGUUGGCUACGGCCCCAGCUCCACAGCAACCGUCCAAGUCCGAGUUUUGGAUAUUAAUGAAGGACCGGUCUUCUUCCCCGACCCGCUGUUUGUCACCAGGAUGGAAAACAUUCCAGUCGAGAGUUUUGUAGCCUCCCUCAAUGCCACAGACCCGGACACAUUACAGCUGCAGAGCGUCAGGUACGCCAUCCUGAGAGAUCCAGCAGGCUGGCUGACUGUGAACCAACUGCGAGGAACUGUCAACACUUUGGCCGCUCUGGACCGUGAAUCUCCAUAUGUUCGUGACAAUAAAUACACAGCUCUCUUCAUUGCCAUCGACAACGGCAGUCCUCCAGCUACGGGAACCGGGACCUUGGUCAUCUACCUUGAAGAUUACAAUGAUAAUGCGCCCUACGUGGUACCGUCAGUAGCACAGGUGUGCGAAGAUGCGCAUGAUAUGAACGUGGCCAUCGUGGGUGGACGGGACAAGGAUCUACCUCCCAACGGGGCGCCCUUCAACAUCGAACUGGGAAAACAACCCGGGCUCGAUAAAACAUGGAAGGUCACCAGAGUCAACUCAACACACUCGCAAAUAAUGCUGCUACAAAGUCUGAAGAAAGCCAACUAUCAGCUUCCGCUGAUCAUCACCGAUUCGGGGGUGCCUCCUCUGUCCAACAACACGGAGGUCAAAGUUCAGGUCUGCGUCUGCAAGAAGAACAAGAUGCUCUGCAGCUCCGCCCACUCACACCACGCCAGCCUUUUCAUCCUUCUAACAACACUCGUCCUUGUCCUGCCAUGCCUGUAGCGGUCCCCGUUUGCAAGAUCGGAAAGCAACGACUUACUGCAUCUCCCCGCACACAGUGAGGAGGAAAGACGCUGGGAAAGAAAAAAAAAAAAGUCUUCACACCCUGACAAAUGGAACAUGACAAUACACACAAUCCCCAGCAGCUCAACUGUUGUGUAAAAAAAAAAAGAAAAAAAAAUCACUUAUCUUCUUGCAACACUUGUCUCCACUUUCUGCAUCGCUCCUUUCUCACAUCAUCUUUAGCUUGUUGGACUCCCUAUGACACGCUCUGUCCGAUUGAUUAUCCGAGCCCUUUUCUUUGUGUCAUGCUGGCGGCCUGAAAACAAGAAGGAAAAAACAUACUUUUUCACCCAUAAUUUGGGGGUUUAGUCAGCCAGCGAUUGUGCAAGUUCUCCCACUUAAAAUGAUGACAGAGGUCUGUAAUUUUCA